Messenger RNA from Trypanosoma cruzi, 642 nucleotides. RefSeq lists its product as uncharacterized. The record is from RefSeq and is a predicted model, not a curated record. The coding region runs from base 1 to 642 and encodes 213 amino acids. Lineage: Eukaryota; Euglenozoa; Kinetoplastea; Trypanosomatida; Trypanosomatidae. The transcript has a single exon.
AUGCCCCAAGCAAGGUCACAUAUGUUUCGGUAUGGUGACUGUGGUCCGUUGCUUCCUCCACAAACUAAGCGAAGACGUGGGGAAACGGAUGUCAAGGUGCGUAGGAGCCGAGUUUGCCCGUACGCAACUCGUGUGUACCGAUUUAUUUCCGAGGACAUUGCCACGCAGAUUAAGGUUUGCAGCGAGGUCCUUCAGGUGCCCUCAGCAAAAUCUUUUAAUUUGUCUUCGUUAACGGCGAAUGUAUCUUUUGAUGUCAGUUGUCCUUCUGUUGUUUUGACAAUGUGGAAAGAUACAACAUUGGCCGAAAUUGCAACUUUACUCUUGGAUAGUUUCCGCGACGGUGCUGAUCAUGUUUUUGUUGAAUCUCAAGGUGCUGCCCAGAGUGGUGCUGCGAGCGUCACACGCUCUCUUGCAACUAGAUGCGCUUCCUAUGUGAUAAAGUUGUAUUCGGGCUGUGUCAGCGCGGAGGGCAAUGCAACAUUGUGUUGUCUUGCUACAAUUGAGCUGCGUCAAGUUUUAAUUGAGGAAAGUUUUGUUUUUCCUGUACGCCGCUUUUCUAAUGUGGAUGCUGAUACGAACGUGUCGUUGCUGCCGUACAAGUUGGGCGAUCCUCUUUUUUUCACCUGUGUGCGGGUGCAGUGA